AAGAGUGAGAUUUGGGAUCAGUAAAAAUCAGUCGACAGUAGCUGCUUGCUUCCUCAACCGAUCCGUUUUGAGAUCAAAAAGGAGGUUUCCUAAUAUUCGUCUUUAAUGGCGAAAGAGAAAAUCCUAAGACCUUGGUUUCUGGAUCUCGUACCGGCUUUAGUUAUCUUACUCGCGGCAGCUCAUGUCAUCGCCUUGGGUUAUUGGAUUUACAGAUUGGUAACUGAUCGUCGCGCUCAGAGUCAGAGAGGGAAGUUUCACUGAGGAAAGGAGUAUUCUUCAGUGGUGUUUCCACAAAUAGACUAUAGUCUGAUGGUAAGACCAAAUAUGUGUUCGUUAAGACAGAGUUGUAGUGUCUCUGUAUAGUUACUGAAAUUGUAAGAACCUGCUGCAAGUUGUAACCAAAAGUGGAACACUGUCUUGGAAAACUUUUUUUUUUUUAUAUUAGCUGGAAGUGAUAUUGAGUAGUCAUCAUAUCAAAAUGGUGAAAUAAGUUGUUUCCAUGACAUAUUUAGGAGAGCUAAUAAUAACUUAACACAA
Eruca vesicaria subsp. sativa (arugula) is the source of this 537-nucleotide messenger RNA. The record is from the annotation of a GenBank genome assembly. NCBI's taxonomy places the organism in Eukaryota, Viridiplantae, Streptophyta, Magnoliopsida, Brassicales, Brassicaceae.